Molecule: messenger RNA, 628 nt
Organism: Cyprinodon tularosa
Lineage: Eukaryota; Metazoa; Chordata; Actinopteri; Cyprinodontiformes; Cyprinodontidae
Gene: sumo2a
Product: small ubiquitin like modifier 2a
Exons: 4
Coding region: 140-427 (95 amino acids)
Biological process (GO): protein sumoylation
Cellular component (GO): nucleus
Molecular function (GO): ubiquitin-like protein ligase binding; protein tag activity
Source: RefSeq, a predicted model, not a curated record
GCCAGUAAAUGCAGCGUGAGGUGAACGCGCACUGACACAGGACCGCGCACGUCGUUCGGAAUAAUUUAAACGGGCACGAGUACGUGCGCGUACCCGUAGUCUUUGUGUGGCAGCAUAGUGAAGCGCCAAAAGAGUGACCAUGGCUGAUGAGAAACCAAAUGAGGGCGUCAAGACGGAAAACAACGAACACAUAAACCUGAAGGUAGCAGGACAGGAUGGAUCUGUCGUGCAGUUUAAGAUCAAAAGACACACGCCGCUCAUCAAACUCAUGAAGGCUUACUGCGAGAGACAGGGACUUUCGAUGAGGCAAAUCCGGUUCAGAUUUGACGGACAGCCAAUAAAUGAGACAGACACACCAGCACAGUUGGAAAUGGAAGAUGAGGAUACGAUCGAUGUGUUCCAACAACAGACGGGGGGUCUGAUCUAACCGACCACAGCUGCCGUCUUUUUGAUUCCAACAUGACUGACUUCCCCAGCCCGUUAACACCCAGCGGCUGGCUAUUGGCAACUUCUCCAACAGUCUCAACAUAAUUCUUACAGAGGAGGUUUUACAUUUCUGUGCUUCACAAAAAAAAAAAAAAAAAAACUGCUGUAAAGAAUUUCUAUUCAUGCCCCUGUUACUGUUUUU